CCAGAGCCCCGGGUACUUCUUGUAGAGGUCCCCGCGGAACAUGCGGAGGUAGUUACCGACCUCCGAGCCCAGGUAGUACUCCUCGCCAUCCUCGCUCAGUCGAAAGGUCUUGGGCUUCGGGCCGUACGUUUUGAGCGUCGUGCAGUAGCCCCUUGAGGCCAUUUGCGAGCUUGAAAAGGAGAGAGAGAGAGCCCGCGCAGAUAAUUCUAAAUAACGCCCACCUGAACUUCGAUCGCGUUCCAAAUAAUGCUCACCUAGCUGCCCGCGCGGGUUUGAAACUGCGCAAGACACAAAGAAGGCUUGAUUACAGAGAUGGCGGCCCUAUACACGCGGGGUCGAGCAAUGGAGGUGGAGAACAGGAUCGCGAGGAGACGCAACCAGGAGGAAGCCAUGCGGCGGCGCUGGGAGAACCACUGGAACUACCUCCAGAGACUGGACGUCCAAUCUACGAAACGGGCGGCCUGGUUCGCUGGGUCGUCGUCGAGACCCGGCAGUGCCCGCGGCUCCGAGAGCCGUCGUGUGGAAGAGGAGCGGGAGGAGAAGAGAAAGAGAUUGGAGGAGAGGAGGGGGAGGUUGAGACGGCUCCUGGACGAGGAACGGGAGGGCUACGAGGUAGAACUGAGGGAGCUUACUCCAGACAAGGUGAAGACCAUGAAGACGAGAGUGGACCAUUUGAAGAGCCAAAGAAUGGAAAGACAGAAAGCACUGGCAGAGGAGAAACAUGAAGAGAUAUGGAGAGCGAACUGCCCGAAACUGAGACAGGCCGAGGUCAGACAGAGAGAGAAGGCCAUGCCGUCGAUGUGGCAGGAACAGGUGUCUGCCAAGACACAGAAAGAGGAGUCGUCCAAAAAGGAGAAGGAGAGGUAUCAGCAGGAGGUUGAGAAGGAGAGGGAGAGGGCUCUGAGGAAAGAAGAGGAACAGAAGAAAAAGAUGAAGAGUGAGGGAAGGGAUCAUGCCACGGCACUACAGAGGCAGAUGAUGGAGGUGAAGGCCAGAGAAGAAGAGGCAGCCCAGCUGGAGGUGGAGCAGGCCCAGAUUGAGAAGGAGCAGCUGGAGCUAGCGAUGGCAGAGGAGAGGAGAGAGCGACUGGAGGAGACUGCUAGAAAGGCUGAGUUGGGGUGAGCACUUUCUUGCAUCAAGUAUUGUGAGGAAGCUACCAAUUUUAAACAUUUAAAGACUUUGUUGACUUUGACUGUUAUCCAUCUUACGCUGGGACAAGCUACGGAGCUUUUAGUCCACGAAAGUUUUCUUAUGCGAAAUAUCUGUAUCUAGGAGGGUGCUUAGUAAGCAGGCCACGGCUCAGUUACGGAGAAAGUCUCAGAGGAUCCAGGAGGCUCUGGAACUGGACUUGAGGAUCCUGGAGGACAUAGCAGAGAGGGAGAGAGUUGAGAGAGGACUGGCGACUGAGCGAAGGGAGAGAGCCAGAGCUGAUGCUCAGUGGAUGAGGCAGGUGGUUGCUGAGCAGCUGGAGCUGGAGAAGAAGAGAGAAGCAGAGUUGGAUCUCCUGCACAGGGAGGAGGCCGCCAGGAUGUGGGCGAGGCGGGAGAGGGAGUGGGGGAGAGAGAAGGAAGCCAGGGAGAGACUCAUGAGCGAGGUGUUGGCGGAGAGAGCAGAAGCAGCUCUGUGAUAAGAUGGAGUCACUAAAACUGCAGCAGGCAGAGUCAAUAGAUCAGCGAGAGGUUCUCCUGAGAGAGAUGGAGAAGGCAACUGCGAGGACGGCCAGAGAGACAGUCGCCAGGAGAGAUGAGAAGACCUCUCGUGCAGAGGAGCUGCAGAUUCAGGUAGAGGAGAGGAGACGAAGGGCUGAGAGGAUGAGAGAGGAGUACCAGAGGGAGCUUGCCGAGCAAGACGGGCAGAGGAGGAGUACGAAGCUCUGGUGAGACGAGAGGAAGAAAGGUUGCUGUCUGGAGGACCUCGGCCAAAGCAUCAUGGUCGAAGGAAACAUGCUUGGUGCUGACAUCACUGGCUAUUAUGUAGUGUGCCCAAAUUAUUGUUCGUCCUUUUCCGGAAACAAAUUUUCAG
This is a messenger RNA of Geodia barretti, 2022 nucleotides long. Lineage: Eukaryota; Metazoa; Porifera; Demospongiae; Tetractinellida; Geodiidae. The record is from the annotation of a GenBank genome assembly.